Molecule: messenger RNA, 353 nt
Organism: Cylicostephanus goldi
Lineage: Eukaryota; Metazoa; Nematoda; Chromadorea; Rhabditida; Strongylidae
Source: the annotation of a GenBank genome assembly
AUGCUGUGGGCGUUGGCUCUGGUGCCAUUGUGUUACUGUGGUCCUCACAUCACCACACCAUUCCAAAACUACACAAGGUUCACUGGCUCUUCAGCAGGAUACAACAUCGCCUCAGAAAUUCUUACAAAAUCUAUCAAUGUUUCGGUGGAUCCAUGCGACGAUUUUUUUGCGUUUGCUUGUGGCAACUGGAUAGCUAAUCAUCCAAUUCCCAAGCACAAAGCCAUUUACCAUCAAUUUGCAAUGCUCUCCGAUAGAGUGCAAGAACAAAUGAGAGGUAAGGUCAAAAGUAUAGUAUCUCGAAUCCUUUUUAUAGAUCUUGGAAAAGUUCCGCUCUAUUCUUUCUUAUGGUAACA